AUGGAAGGUUGGAGUGAGAUAUCACGAUUAUCCCAUGCCAGUUCGGUGUCGGCAUUGGAGUUUGAUACUCAGAAUGAGUUAAUAUGGCUCGGGGGUGGUGAUGGGUAUAUUAAUUCCUACAGUCCUUACGAGUAUCAAUAUAAUUUGCAAUUAUAUCCUUACACUAAAUUUAGAUCUAGUAUAAACGAUUCAGUCAAUCAAAUCAUAUCCAAAAACCAUCUUUAUUCACUAUCAUCAUCAAAUAUAAAUGUCAAUAAUAAGAGAGGAAUGCCCUUACAUAAUAUCAAUGAAAGAUUGAAUCCAUAUUAUAAUAAAUUCAAUUGUAUGACAGUCAAUGAGUUAAAUAAUGAGUUGAUUAUAAGUAAGCAAGAUUCAUUAUUCAAAAUUAACUUGAAUAGAAGUGACAGUUAUAGUGAAUUGGACUUCAAAAGUAACUUAUCGUUUUUAAACCAUCAAUCGAAAUUCUUAACUUUAGGUAAACUCGAUGGAUCAGUCAGUUUAUUUGAUCAGAAUUCAAAUAAGGUCAUUAAGGAUUUCCAAGGUCAUAGUAAUGGAUUGAGUGAUUUAGAUGUUCAGGGGAACUAUUUAGUUACUUCAGGAUACUCCAUAAGGCAUAAUAACUUUUUUGUUGAUCCAUUGAUCAAUUUAUACGAUCUCAGAAUGAUGAAAUUAUUAUCACCAAUCCCCUUCCCAUUUGGCCCGUCAUUCGUUAAAUUUCAUCCUAAAUUACCAAAUUAUAUAGUCAUAGCAUCAAAGAAUGGGAACAUUCAAUUUCUUGAUAUGUUUGAUCAAUCCAACUUUCAAUUAUAUCAAAUAGAUCUACUCAGUUCAUCGAAUUAUUUGAAUGAUUUGAAAUUUAGUUCAAAUGGUGAAAUGUUGGGAUUUACUGAUAAUUUCAAUAAUUUGAUCUUAUGGGGGUUCAAUAACAGUACCAAAAUGAAUAAUUUUUCCAUUGAUUUAGACCCUUUACCAGCUAUUGAAACUGAUAAUCAUGAGAAAUUACCUGUUGAUGAUGAUAAUAUACCUUUGAAUGUGGUAGGUAUGCCAUAUUAUAAAGAUUUAUUACUUUCAAAUUAUGGAUCUAACUUAAUCUUCACUAAAGAGUUAGCUAAAUUACCUUUGAAGUAUGAUAAUGAAAAUUUACCUUUCUUGAAAUUCAUCGAUAACAAAUUUGAUAACAAUUUCCAUAAAUAUUAUCCUUUGAAAGUGGACCAGAAUCUUAUCCCGUUCAUCAGUGAUAAUUCGUCUAAAUUUGAUGAUAGAUUUUUCCGAAUCCCCAACUGUUAUAAUAAGUUAUUGAUCAAAUACUCCAAAUUUGGGAUUGAAGAUUUCAAUUUUAACCUUUUCAACAAAACUAAAUUCAGUGGGUUGGAGAAUAAUUUGGAUAAUAGUUAUGUGAACUCAAUUUUACAAUUAUAUAAAUAUCAAAGUGAUUUCCAGAAUAUAAUUCUUAGGAAUUUAUUCAACGAAUGGUUACCUAAUGAUGAGAUAACCAUAAACAAGCAAGGAAAUUUCAAAGGGUCAUCGUUAUUGAAUGAAAUGGGAUAUUUAUUUGAUAUGUUGAACAAAACCAAUGGUAAAAAUUCCAUCAUAACUAACUUUUCCGAAUUUUUAAAUACCAUAGCACCACCAGAAUUAUUAAAUUUUGAUGAUUUGAAGACUGUUAAUAGUGAAAACUUGAAAUUGAAAACUUUGGGCUUCAAUCAAUGGAUGCUUAAUAAAUUAAUCGAAGACUUCCAAAUUCAAGGUACUUUUAAUAAUGACAUAUCAUCAUUAUUCUUGAUCAAAACCAACAGGAACAUAUUAACCAGUAUAAACUUAUUCCCUAUUAAUGUUCAAGGUAACAUAACAAAUUAUUUAAAUUAUUCAUUAUCUGGUAUAAUUGAAUUACCCAAAAUGUUAUCAAUAAAUGUUAAUUUCAGUAAUAAGGACUUGAAAUCUUUGGACUCCAACUGGUUAUUACCUGAAUUAUUUACUGCUUCUAAUAAUGGAAUCAUCGGAUUCACUAAUUAUUCCGACAAUAAAUAUGAACUUUUGGGUUAUGUGGCAGAAAUCAAUAAUGGACCUGAAACUUCAAUUGGGAAUCAUAAUUUAAUAACUUUUGUCAAAAUUGAAGGUAAAUGGUACCUUUUUAAUGACUUUUUAGUUAUGGAAAUCCAUGAAGAUGAAGUUUUCAAUUUCAAAAAAGAUAAUAAAAGACCUUUGAUUUUAUUAUACCAACAUUCUCAACCCCCACCAAUGUUGAAAAUCACUAACAAUGAAGAUAUCAAUGAUUCAAUUCUUUAUAAAGAUCAUUUUGCCUUGAAUAUCAGAGAAGAUUAUAUCAAACAAUAUAAACUCUUAACUAAAGAAGAUCCACCACAACCAGGAAGUUUAAUUGCCAUUGAUGCAGAAUUCGUUAUGUUACAAAAAGAAUUGUUUGAGAUCAACUUUCAAGGAAUUAAGAAUCUUAUUAAACCAAAGAAAUCCAGUCUUGCCAGAAUUUCAGUCAUUAAAGACGAUGAAACACCUUUUAUUGAUGAUUACAUUAUUCAUAGUCAAAAGAUCGAAGAUUAUAUAACAUCUUUCUCAGGUAUAGAACCAGGAGAUUUGGAUCCUGUAAAUUCAACCAAGAAUCUAGUCACUUUCCAAACAAGUUAUAGAAGAUUAUGGCUCUUAUUAAAUAUCGGAUGUGUGUUCAUAGGUCAUGGUUUAGAUAAUGAUUUCAGAACUAUCAACUUACAUGUACCACCUAACCAAAUAAGAGAUACAUCGUUAUUAUUCUUUUUAUCGGAUUACAAGCGGAAAUUAUCAUUGAAAUUCUUAACCUUUGUUGUUUUGAAUGAAAGAGUUCAAGUGGGUAAUCAUGAUUCAAUAGAAGAUGCAAAAUAUGCCUUGAAGUUAUAUAAAGCAUAUUUGGAAUUGGAAAAAAAUGGUAUGUUACAAUCUACUUUAGAUUAUGUAUAUUAUGAAGGACAAAGAUUGAAAUUCAGAGUCCCCGAAUAG
Yamadazyma jaroonii is the source of this 2985-nucleotide messenger RNA. The record is from the annotation of a GenBank genome assembly. NCBI's taxonomy places the organism in Eukaryota, Fungi, Ascomycota, Pichiomycetes, Serinales, Debaryomycetaceae.